Caenorhabditis auriculariae is the source of this 8169-nucleotide messenger RNA. The record is from the annotation of a GenBank genome assembly. Lineage: Eukaryota; Metazoa; Nematoda; Chromadorea; Rhabditida; Rhabditidae.
AUGAGCUCGUGCUCCCGCCUGAUCCUUCCUCAUUCCACCAGUCCUCGUCUCAAUUUGUCAGUUGCAGCGAGUGUACUUAUGUAUAAUGUAGACUUUCAUCCCUCCUUUCAAACUUGAAGCUAAUCAGAAACGCUCGAAAAACUCUUUGGCUCAGCCUAUUCUUUGAACUUCAAAUUGCACAGAUUCGAAAUUUAUUGAACCUUUUUUAGAUUUACUUUACGAAAAAAAAACUAUUCACUUUUGAUAUUUUUCGCUUGUCUCAAAGUUCAUCAGAAACAAAUUACGAAGUUUGAAAAUUGAGAAAGUAUCUCUUCUUUUUUUUGUCAUGAGGUAAAUUUUUGAUUUUUUUUUUAUAUAAGUUGUAUUUAAUUUUUCUGCUAGGAAUAAACAGUACUUAAAAAGCUUUCUAAAAAUUGAAUUAUGACUGUUCGUUGUUAAAAUUUGAAAUAAGACACGGGAAAAAUACGAAAGGGACCUCGCGUGUGCGUUUACAUAUUUAGUAGCGACAUCCUGCUGCGGCUCCAUUUUCGGCUUUUUUUUUCAAAUUUUUUCUUCCUUACAAUCAUCCCCUCACUUGUCUCUGUCAACAUUUUCCGAUAAGCCGGAGUUAAUUGUGAAAGAAGUUGUUCCACAUCUAUUUUUCUUAUUUCGGUUACGAUAGGUCUUCUAAAGUGUCGUUUUUGAUGAAUAUCAACAAGACUUUUCAUUAAUACUAAUUGAAAAAAAAAGCUUUUAUUGGAUAUUCAAUAGCUUUUCCUUGCAGAAAUAAAGAAAUAAUGAUAUUUUAUGCUUCUUUCUUCUUGAUAUUUUGCUUAAAAUGCAAUGCUAAAAAUUCUUUUUUUCUUGCAAAAGCUCAUUUUCGGAACGUCAUCUUUCUCUCAGGUGGUGAAACUUUAGAGUAACUUGUAUUCAUAAUAUUUUUGAACAGAGAACAUUUUUCUCUGAUUUUGGACUUCUUAUCGAGGUACAGCCGGACUUGUGUGGUAAAUUUUCUGCACCCGCACGGAAAAGUCCAACUUUUUUGCUGAAACAAAUUACAUGACGUCGCAAAUUUCUCAUUAACCAUGGAGGAACAAAAAACGGAAGUAAUCCUUUCUGGAAAACUUUUAUGUUUAGCUGCGUUUUUGCGAGAAGAAAAGUAUUCAAAGCCGCAAAAGCUGUUGUAAAACUUGUGCUGAAAUUCGAUAGGCCAAACUUUGCUCCAAAAACUUCGUUCCUUUCCCAGAUAAGCUCUUUGCGCCUGAAAUUUGUUAAAUUCGUCGUUCUUUUUUUACAUCGCUGAAACUUUGCGGAAGCUUUUUCCUGAUUUAUUUGGCCACCUGAUUCUCCUUUACGACUUCUUCUUUUCAGUCUCUUCUCGGUGCGGACUUCCGGCUCCUUUUGAAAUAUACUCAUUAAUGAAACAUAGUGAUAGAUUUAGUCUGGGAAACCUUUUCGAUGAAUUAUUCUCUUUUUUGGUCUCCCCACUAAUCUUAUCAUGGCUUUUUUGACAUAACCAUACACAUAAGAAAAAGUUUCAUUCGUAUCACAUAAAAGUUUUGUAUUUCUGACCAAAUUCAAAUCUUUUCCGUCACUGAAAAAUUAUCAACUGCUAUGACGUCUCAAUUUAUUUUUUUUUCCGAAAACUGUUGACUCAGCUGCCUGACGAAUAUUUUUGGCUUGGUUCCUUCUUUCAGGCCCUGGCCCCGUUUCAAUCCAACGUCCUAUUAUUUUCCUCCUCCUAAAAGAAUUUUCUCAUGAAAAAUAUCCCCUCAAAAGGCAAAAUGGUUCUAUGAAUAUCUGAAGGUCUCUCCACCGGCGAGAAAUUACGGCAGAACGUGUUAAUUGUUGUUGGAAGACGUGCGUCUCAAUCAAAAUUGUCGCCAAAAUAAUCUUUUACAAAGAAAAAACGACUUCCUUCUCAUUUUUGGCCGAGAAUUGCUGUUCACUUUUAUGUUUCUUUUUGGUGAUCAGUUGGAAUUAAUUCAAAUUGAAUAGAACGUUGAAGAAAAAACUUGUCAUUUUCUUUUCUUUUUUUUCUGACUCGCUAAAGAGUCUUUUAAUCCUCUUCUUAGCGUUGAUCGAUGGCGAAAAUACUUAUUUCGAGAUGUUUGAGGCUUUUUUUAUAUUUCUUGCAGCUAAUAUGAUUUUAUUCCCAAAAAGUUGUGGUACUUUGGUUCGAAGCUCUCUGAAUAAUUUCUCAAAAGUUUCAUAGAGGUUUGAAUUUGCUGGUUGGAAUUUCAGAUAUUUAUUUAAAACAUCGAAGAUAGUUUUUUUCUAGUUUUCAGAAUUUUGAGAGUCCAGAGAAAAAAACUACCUUCCUUCUCGAGCAAUAAAGCUAUACUAAAAACUCAAUUCACGAGAUAUUUUUUUAAAUAUUUUUUUCAGCUAAAUGAGUUAAAUCCAGGUCCCGAGGGUUAUAUGUAGAAAGUUUAAGCUUAAUCCGGCCAUUCUUUCUGAAGCUAUGAAGAACUGAUAUAAUCCACAAGAACAUCUCUGCCCUUUUCUCGGUUUUUUCUUCUUCUGCUCUCUGGUGCUCGACAAACUUUUUUUGAAUUGAAUGUUAGUUAUUGUAGCGAAAUUAUCUCGAAACGAUGGAGACAGCAGUGACGGUGAACGAACCGCCCGAAGUCAUAGAAAUAUACCAUCUUUCACCUUUCAUGAAGGUAUUUGGCUCGCAAGUUCCAACUCUCAUCCAAUCAUUCCGGGCGCUGUGCAUCUUCUUCUAUAGUUCGCUCUGUGUUCUGUGUGUCUACGGCAACGCGUUGGUCAUCAUGGUUAUUCUGUAUUUCCGACGACUUCGCACUGCCACCAACAUCUUUGAUCCUGAACCUGGCUGUUGGUCAGUGGAACUUUAGUCUAUCGACGGCUUUAGUUUUAAUGAAUCUUUACUCCCUCAACUUUUUGAAGACUAACCAUCAUGAGGUUCUGACAAGUCAGAGCAACGGUUUGACUUUAACAAAAGUAGUACUCAACGCUAUCAAAGAUACUGCUUCAGCGGACGUGCUCAUUUCGGUGGUCUGCAUCCCGUUUUCCUACUGGCAAGUGCUCAUUUUCGACGACCAGCGCUGGCUCUUCGGAUCCACACUCUGCUCUUUACUUGCCUUUCUCCAGGCCAUGGCUGUCUUUCUGAGCGCCUGGACCCUCGUAGUCAUUAGGUUAGAACUACGACGUUCUUCUUCAAUGCGAAGUCUCUUCUCAGCUUCGAUCGGUGGAUUGCCAUCAUGUUUGUCUUAUCGCCGAACGUACGUCUGACCAGACGUCGUGCACUGUAUCUUGUCGGCAUCACCUGGGCUUUCAGGUUGCCAUUUCUCAAUCAGUAGCGCUAACUGUGGUGAUUCAGUAUAAUGAUGGCUUUUCCAUUGUUUCUAACAACGAAAACAAUGGAGCUGGACGGGGUUACGAAUUGCGGAGAGGACUGGACGACUUUCGGGGAAGCCGGUGAGCAGGUAAGGAGAGAUUUCUGUCCAAAUGUGAGAGUUGUCGGCGACUGGUUAUUUUCCCUCUAAGUUUUAUGUUAAAAACUAUUCGCAUUUUGCAAAAUAAGUUGUAAAAAUCUCUUCAAAAGCAUAUUAGGGAACGUUUUUCACCUGAAACUUUGAUGAAGAGUAUUUUAGGACCUCCUGUUUAUAGAACGAGAAAAAAUAGAUCUGGUUUUCGAGCUGAGGCGCUUCAAAAGCUAAAAACGUUCCCUAGUUAGUACUUUUCAGUUUUGAAGAUUUUCUUCCAAAUAAUAUUAUGUACACAGCUCAUAGUGUGAAGAAAAUUUUGCGAUAGCUUCUUUUCAAAAUCGUAAAAAUCAGAUGAAAUUUUGAGUUUAUUCAUUUUCAUUUUCUAAGUCCAAGUUUCUUCGAGAAAUUAUUUUUUUUUCGUUUGUGUCAUGAAACUUUUGAGAUCAACUUUUCAGAAUUUUUUUUGUAACACUUCGGAUUCCAAGCUCUGUCCACAAGAAAGGCUGGUUAGAAUAUUUGUCGAAACAGGCUUCAACAUACCAUAAAAAAUUGCAUUUAUAGUACCUUAUUUUUCACUCACGAGGUGUUCUCUCAGAUGCGGAAGGUCUACUCAUCGAUGGUGCUGGUUCUGCAGUACAUCGUGCCUCAAACAGUCCUGAUCAUCACCUACACACACAUCGGCGUCAAAAUGUGGAACAGUCGCGUGCCGGGCGUCCAGGCUCUUGGAAACCAGAAAGUUAUCGUCGAAAGACACGAAUCCGUAAAAAAGGUUCCUUCAAAGCGGUUUCCAUCUGUAUUGUCGGUUUCCACAGCUCGUCCCGAUGGUUAUACUGAUAUCGGCGUUGUUCGCCUUGUGCUGGCUGCCCUUGUUGCUUCUGAUCAACGUCGUGCCGGAGAUCUACCCCAACAUCAACAGCUGGAACUACAUUUUGUACAUCUGGUUAGUAGGACUUCGUGACGUCAUCGUAGAUCGAUCUGUCAAUUACCAAUUUAUUUCAAAAGCAGAUAGGAGCAGAUUUUGUUCCAAGAAGUAUGAGGAUAUCGCAGAAACUUUAGUUUUCUAGUUUCGAGACCAUGUUCUUUAGAAAAAGUUAAAUAUCCAAACCAGAAGUUCCUAUAAAGGGGAGAUGAGGAAACUGAAAAGUUCAGAAAGGGAAGAAAUAUUUUUACGCACGAUUUUCGAAUAGUAGCUCUCUCACAUACGUUCAGGAAUCUUUGUUAGGCAAAAAUUAAUCUUAUUAGUUGACUUCUUUUAGCAACUUAUAGACUCACUACUCUAACCAGGGAAUGGUCUCCGGUCGCAGUGGGAUCUCUCAAUGAGACCAAUUUUUCCAGAUGUAGUUUUUCACGCUGAUCUCAAAUCUGGUCUCAAAAACUGCCGAGGAGCUCUGUGAAAAAAGUUAAGGACCCUCAAAAGUCGAAAAUUUCAGUGUCUCCGAUUGAGCUCAUUUUUGGAGGGUGUGUAGACCUUGUCCCUCUGGUCAAGAAAAACCAUUGAAGUUUUCACAAAAAAAUUUCGGAGCCCAGAUAUGAUGUUUCAAAGCCCCGCCCCACACAAGAGCUUGCGAGCGCGGUGUCCUAUUGCGAUCCGGCGACCGUCGAAGCAACGGCAGCAAGGAGCAGUGGUAAGGCGGCGGAAUGGGGAUCACGAGGUCAUAGGUUCGGUGCCCACUCUGUGCAAACUUUUUUUUGCAGUUUUUCCUAUUUUCUAUGAUUUCGUUUAAGGGCUCCUAUUUUGAGUUUCGAGGCGUAUAAACAUGAAAAAUCUUCGUUUUUAGCCUAUUCGAACAUCUAGAAUUAUUUUCGUCAAAAAUUUUUUUCAUGGAAUUUUUCGAGAUUUUUCAUGUAUAUGAGCAUGGGCUGGAGUGAGAAAAUUUUCAGAAAAAUUUUUUUUUUUUUUCCAUUUUUUUGUUCCUAAAAGAUUUAUAAGUUUAAUUAGUCAUAGAUACGCCGACAUAUCCCACAGAAAAAUUUUUUUCCUGGCUUUUUUAGACCUCACCGUUCAACUACGACUGAUGGAAGUUUCGGAAAAUUUUUGCGUAAGUGCUCUUUUUCGAGUUUUGAAGCGGUAAACUGUGAAAGUUCUCCGUUUAGAAACUAUUCAAACACCUGGACCUUUUUUUUGUCAAAAAAAUUUCUUCAUAUAAUUUUUUUCGUUAUUUUCCAUGUGUAUGAGUAUAGGCUCGAGUGAGGAAAAAUUUUUCAAAAAAAUUUUUUUGGUUCUUUUUUUCUUUUUUUAAAUUUUUAUUCAAAGUUUUUCUAGUCCAUUUAUUCAUUGAUACACCAAAAACCACAGUAAUUUUUUUCUUCCAAAAAAACUUCUUUGAGAGUUGCAGUGAUUUACCUAUGAUCAUCACCUUAUGCCUGAAAAAAGUUUUUUUGCGCGAUUUUCCCGAAGUAGAAAAAAAUGAGAGUGCGCAAAAAUUUUAUUGUUGAAUAAAAAAAUUUCUUAUCUUUCCUCGAAAUCUUCUCUCGAAAAAAGUCUGACUGGACUGUGAAAUUUCACAAGUUCCAUUAGAACGAAUUAUUUGGGGGAUUUUUGGUCCCAAUCGUGUUAUCUAUCAAUCAGAAGGGAUUUCUUUUGAAAGUUUCAGCAAAAAUUUGAAAAAAAUGCGGAUUUAUUUUUUCUUAUGAAGUCGUAGUUGAACGGUGAGGUCUAAAAAAAGCCAGGAAAAAAAUUUUUUUCUGUGGGAUAUGUCGGCGUAUCUAUGACUAAUUUAACUUAUAAAUCUUUUAGGGACAAAAAAAUGGAAAAAAACAAAAAAAUUUUUCUGAAAAAUUUUUCUCACUCCAGCCCAUGCUCAUAUACAUGAAAAAAAUCUCGAAAAAAAUUCCAUGAAAAAAAUUUUUGACGAAAAAUAAUUCUAGAUGUUCGAAUAGGCUAAAAAAACGAAGAUUUUUUUCAUGUUUAUACGCCUCGAAACUCAAAAAUAGGAGCCCUUAAACGAAAUCAUAGAAAAAUAGGAAAAAAACUGCAAAAAAAGUUUGCACAGAGUGGGCACCGAACCUAUGACCUCGUGAUCCCCAUUCCGCCGCCUUACCACUGCUCCUUGCUGCCGUUGCUUCGACGGUCGCCGGAUCGCAAUAGGACACCGCGCUCGCAAGCUCUUGUGUGGGGCGGGGCUUUGAAACAUCAUAUCUGGGCUCCGAAAUUUUUUUGUGAAAACUUCAAUGGUUUUUCCUGACCAGAGGGACAAGGUCUACACACCCUCCAAAAAUGAGCUCAAUCGGAGACACUGAAAUUUUCGACUUUUGAGGGUCCAUAACUUUUUUCACAGAGCUCUUCGGCAGUUUUUGAGACCAGAUUUGAGAUCAGCGUGAAAAACUACAUCUGGAAAAAUUGGUCUCAUUGAGAGAUCCCACUGCGACCGGAGACCAUUCCCUGGUAAGCAAGCGAUUUCAGGUGGUUUGCCCACGGAUUGGCCAUGCUGCACUCUAUAGUCAACCCUGUCGUUUACUACCUCCGAAACGCUCGUUUUCGCGAAGGAUUCUGCUUUUUCUCGGCCAAAAUUCUUCCUUGUGUCACCUUCACAGAGUUCAAGCUACUCAAUGAGAACAACCGCAGGUACGACCUCACUUUUAGUGUUUCGAAUUCUGCGAGUGUUUUCUCUUCGCCCCUCUUUCUUUUCCCCUAUCGUUUGAACUUUCCAAAAUCCAGUUUUGUCAUGUCCAAUACCCUUUGAUGGGUUCAAGAAGUCUAACUCAUUUUAAAGCUUUUGUAUUUUAUGAAAUUGUAUGCCUUUUUCGGCACGACGUGAUAAUUCUUUUCUGCUUUGAUUUAUCGCCAAAAAAAAAAAAAUAGAUAAUCUCAUAAACACGAUAGAGCCCGUCAAAAAGAGAGAGCACAGACAGGCCAAGCCUUUUCAAGAUACGGCUAGUCGAAUACAAAAACUUACAUUCCCCAUUAUUUUUAACUUUUUUUUUGAGUUCAGUCCAAUUUUUUUUUCCAAAUGGUUUUGUUAGGCAAUCCAAGUUCCCAUAUAAUUUUCGAGAUUCAGUCAAAUUUUGACACCAACUUUUGACCUAAAUACUUGGAAAUAACCUCAUCCGCUGUCUUUUCUCCCUCUAUGUUGUCUCUUUCUAGCAUCCGGACGAGGUCUCGCUGCUCCGGAACCGUCAAUCCCGCAGACUCUUCCCAAUCGGUAACUCUUUCCUUUUCUCAACGUCUUUUGUUCGUUUCUGUGCUGUUUUACGUUUCGAGUUCCUUUAAGCAUGCUAGUUCAUUUGUUGUUCCAACUUCACAAAGAUAAAAGAAGUUGAGAAAACUUUUUUUUUUGAGAAAUACAGACUUAUAAAUCAUGCUAUGAGAAAAAUAUUGUAUACUGUAAAAAAAAAAUCCAGGCGUCUAGAUCAGUAUAAUAGAUUUCCGUAGAUGUAACUAAAAAUAGAUAUCGUCAAGCCAAGAUAUUUAUCUAGCGAUCAAUGUUCAAAAAAGUUGCACACAAAGCUCGUUUUUCCAAAAGCUUACUUUUUUUCUUCUCAAAGUAGUUUUUUUGAACCAUUAGGUUGAAAAAGUUAACAAAAAGCCUCCUUUGAGUUUUUGGAAAAUUGAAUAGUUUAUGCACUUUCUCGCUGAUUUAAAAAAUACCGCUGGAAAGCUCGACAGACUUUAUUUGCAUAUUUUCAGAUGCCACGCGGUGGAGAUGCUGAAAAUGGGGGUGCUCGAGAAAAAAGAAAGCGACCGUCGUCCUGCAGAGAAAUCCGGCCUCUUAUCUAUCGAGCGACUGCUCUCGACUAA